GUCUUAUGCAUAUGAGUGUGUGUGUGUGUGUGUGUGUGUGUGUGUGUGUGUGUGUGUGUGUGUGUGUGUGUGUGUGUGUGUGCACGUUUGUGUACCUAACAAAGAGAUAUAUCACCUUAUAACUGACAACAAAGGAGGGAGACACUAACAAAAAAUCCAGACCAAGACAGAAAAGGAUGGCAGCGUGGGACCUUGCAGUCAACGUGGAGGAUCUUGGUCCUGAUGCCCCACCCCUCAAAAUCAGCGUGACAUCUGACCUCCACAUUGGUGGAGUUAUUCUCAAACUAGUUGAGCAGACCAAGCUGCAGAAGGACUGGUCUGAUCAUGGUCUGUGGUGGGAGCAGAAACAGCAGUGGUUGCUCCGGGCAGCCUGGACACUGGACAAGUGUGGGGUCCAUGCAGAUGCCCGGCUCAUCUUCACCCCACAGCACAAGCCUCUGCGACUGGGCUUGCCGAAUGGGGCAACACUCAUAAUGCGAGUCUGUUUCUCCAGUCCUGUGUUUCGCACCGUCAUGGGCAUUUGCAGGGUUCUUAAUAUUCGUCGACCGGAGGAGCUCUCUUUGCUUCGUCCUGUUGAGGAGAAAAAGAAAAAGAAAGACAAAGAUCCCUCAGAAGAGCUGUAUGAUCUCACAGAUGUGCCUUUAACUGCAGGAUCUGUUCAAGCUCUUUACAAUGGCAUGCCGGCUCAUUUUGCUGAUUCUCCUAAGACUGAGGCUGUGUAUAAAAUGCUGUCUGUCAGCCUUCCCUCCCCUGCUCCUGAAAACAUUGCCAAACUUUACCGGCCGGCCAGUGUGGUGGACAAAACACACAUCCACACCAGGUGGUUGGAUUCAUCUUGUUCACUGAUGCAGCAGGGCAUACACGAGAAUGACAGACUGUGGCUUCGUUUCAAGUACUACACUUUCCAUGAUAUGGAUCCAAAGUAUGAUGCAGUGCGAUUGACACAGUUAUAUGAGCAAGCUCGCUGGGCUAUUAUCUUGGAGGAUAUAGACUGCACAGAGGAGGAAAUGCUGCUUUUUGGAGCCCUGCAGUACCACGUAGGACAACUGUCCUUGUCUCAGGACAUGUUCUCUUCCCGUCAGGGGAUGGAUGAUUUAGAGUCUGCCCUAAAAUCUCUAGAGGUCAAGAUGGUGGGAGAGAGCAACAGCACAGACUUGCUGGAAAACAUGACUGCUCCAGAGCUGAAUGACUAUUUGAAAAUAUUUCGGCCUAGGAAACUGACUUUAAAGGGUUACAAGCAAUACUGGUGCAACUUUCAGGACACAUCAAUUUCCUAUUAUAAGAGUAAAGAAGAACGAUAUGGAGAGCCCAUACAACAACUCAACCUGAAAGGCUGUGAGGUGGCCCCUGAUGUAAAUAUAGCUGGCCAGAAGUUCUGUAUCAAACUACUAAUUCCUGCACCAGAAGGCAUGAAUGAAAUCUACCUAUGAUGUAAAAAUGAGAAGCAAUACUCUCAGUGGAUGGCAGCCUGUAAACUGGCCUCCAAAGGUGUGACGCUGUUGGACAGCUCAUAUCAAAGUGAAGUGGAGAACAUCCAGACCUUCCUCUCCAUGCAGCGGUCCAACGCAUCAGCUCCAGCCUCACAAACAGAUGACAGUAUCAACCCACACAGCCUUGUCUCGCCAAGAUACCAUAAGAAAUAUAAGCCCAAACAGUUAACCCCUCGUAUCCUGGAGGCUUAUCAGAAUGUUGCCCAGCUCUCCUUGACAUCUGCCAUCUUAAAGUUUCUGCAGAUCUGGCAAGCUCUUCCUGACUUCGGAAUUUCCUACUUCAUGGUCAGGUUCAAAGGAAGUCGUAAGGAUGAAGUUCUGGGCAUCGCUAACAACCGUUUGAUCCGUAUAGAUCUUGGAGUCGGAGAUGUGGUAAAGACAUGGCGCUACAAUAACAUGAGACAGUGGAAUGUUAAUUGGGACAUACGACAGGUGGCGAUUGAAUUCGAUGGGAAUAUUAAUAUUGCAUUCGGCUGUGUGAAUGCUGACUGUAAGGUUGUGCAUGAGUACAUUGGAGGAUAUAUCUUCAUGUCCACGCGCUCUCAAGUACAAAGCAACACGCUGAACGAAGAGCUGUUCCACAAACUCACCGGCGGCCAUGGGGCUCUCUGAGCACAUAGGCUCGACUUACAGAAAAAACAUGACUGAAGCUAUGGAGGAAACUGAUAAGAAUACAGUCUUAGAACUGCACAGCAACUGUACACUUUGUUUAACUUGUUUUAAACUAUGAGUAAUCAUGCAUUUAGUGAUUAAUCUAAAAUCUGUUGCUUAACUGUCUCACACCUUGUAAACAACAAAUGUCACUAGUGUUAGCAAACUAAAUUCACAUUUGCUGAGUAUAAAUCUCAUCAAACCAUAUAUAUGACUUAGAUCUGCCUAACAGGAAAAAAAUUACUAAAUGAACAGUUCACAGUUGUAAAUGUAAUGAAUUUUUGUCAUAAAAAUGUCAUUGCACUUGUCAUCAUAAAUAUGUCUGCCAUAUCAUUUGAGUAACAGUUCAGGAAACCACUGCUUAUCAUUGGCCGACCAGGUCUAUUGGCCAGCAGUCUCCAAAACACAAUUUCUUAUUUCUGUUACUGUAACUAGACCAUAAUCUGCCAGUGUUAUUUUCAUAGUCAUGAUGGGUGGGACAGCUUUGUAAUGACUCACUGAGUUAACAAAGUGUCAUCUCUGCAGUUUUGUCUGUUUGUCUAGUUUUACCAAGUUUUCUAAAGACUAUCUCUACCAGUUUCAUUUCAUUAUUUUGUGUCAAUGUUGAGUUCCACAGGCUUGCUGGUUGUCCAACAGUCCACUCAAGACAAGUGAUAAAGCUGUACACAAAAUGUUCUCUACCAGCUAUUACAAUUUCACAAGAAAGAAAGAAAGAAAGAAAGAAAGCUCAAUAUUCUACUGAAAAUAUGUGAAUGUUUCAAAGGACCGCAUUUCUACUAUUUAUUUAUUUAUUUAAUUGUUUUGUAGAUGAGGUUGUUUCCAGGCACUUUUUUAAGAUAAGGGCUUUUGUUUAUCAGUAUAUACAGCCAAGUUUUGAUGGAAGUGUAUUUCAAUUAACCAUUCAAUUCAAAUAAAAUAGCAUCAUGUUUUAUAUAUCGCCCUAAUACUGCCUUUUCAUAUAAUGUCAAAAUAGACUUAAAGCAGAAACACUGUGUGAAAUAUGUUUAACUUCCUCAAACAAAGGUUUCUAAAACAACACCUAACACUUCUAGUUCUGUGAGGGUCCACUAACCCUGAAACGGACUUUGGUUUUGCCAGAGAUUAUUUCGCAGAGACGGGCCACUUCUAUUAAAAUGAAUGGGAGAAAUUGGAACGGUCAACAGAUGUAGAAAGGAAGUCUCGCCUUACAG
Myxocyprinus asiaticus (Chinese sucker) is the source of this 3331-nucleotide messenger RNA. RefSeq names its product FERM domain containing kindlin 3b (gene fermt3b). Gene Ontology annotation, biological process: integrin-mediated signaling pathway; leukocyte cell-cell adhesion; cell-matrix adhesion. Lineage: Eukaryota; Metazoa; Chordata; Actinopteri; Cypriniformes; Catostomidae. The transcript is spliced from 15 exons. The record is from RefSeq and is a predicted model, not a curated record. Gene Ontology annotation, molecular function: integrin binding. Gene Ontology annotation, cellular component: cell-substrate junction.